AUCUCGGACUAUUACGACGGUAGUGGUUCGUAUACUUGCAAUAGAUCCGUCGGUUUUGUGGAUUUCCAAUUUCCAAUGCUAUUAUUGAGCUGGAGCAUUGUAUGUUCUGUCAAACGAAUCGCUCCGUCCUGUCCUCCGCGCCAGUGAUAUCUGCCUCGCCUCACCAAUAUCAAGUAUUGUGUUAAGCCAGUGAUCCUGCGAUACCAGCCUGUCUUCCCGUAUACAGCCGCUCGAUGGUCGAUCUGCCGUUUCCACAGAACGCGAACGUCUAUGAUAUGAUUCAGGUGGAAAACACAAGCAUCGGGUUACUUCUAUUGCCGUGAAACCACCGACGGCGUCCCCCAGCGAUGCCGAUCGAGAGAUCCUCAUGAACUCGACGCCGGGAGCGACGGACGAGAGCGCCGAUGUUAGCGAGAACUCCGAGCCAUUGUCCGAUCCCCAUCGUUCGAUAUCCGAAGUCGCCAUAGAAGGAGAUCUGGAGCAAUUCAUCGACGUGGACCCUACGUCCUCCCCCCUCGACCAAGACGAGUACGAUAAUGUACCUCCCCCUACAUCCGAACCCCUUUCUCCUUUCGGCAGCGAUGUCGACUCAGUGCGGCAGCGAGACCACAAUGACGCACAACUACCUUCUGAAGGAGACCGACCGCAGAGCCUCGCGGAAUCAUCCUCCGCAGUGGAUGCCACACCAUCUAGACAUGCGUCCGUCCUUUCCUCCCCAGCCAGCAGCAGUAGACUCUCGGUAGGCCGCACGAGGGCCGGGUAUUUCCAACCCUUCGACCGUCGCUUCACUAGCCGCUUGUCUCCCUCACCUCUCCAGACCCCUCGAAACCUUUCGCCCGCUUUCUUUUCCACCCAUUCGCGGCAGUCGUCACUUGCGGGUCAGCUAUUACCUGCAGAUGAGUCCGAAACGCCGCAGAACCCUUGGGAUGUGGUUCGAUGGACCAAACUUAAACGAUUGUCCGGACAAGUGUUCUCCGAGACGGGAAAGCGGAAUUAUGGGAGGCCAACGUGCCUCGCUGUUGCGGCUUCGAUAGCCAUUGGCACUUCCAAAGGAUUGAUAUUGGUGUUUGACUACCAGCAGAGUUUGCUGUCAACCAUUGGCUUGGGAACCAAAGCGAUCGAGUGCGGGCCUGUCACGUCCUUGGCUAUCUCUGCGGAUCACUCGACCGUUGCAGGAGGCCAUGCGAGCGGCCACAUAUUCACAUGGGAGCUAUCGCGACCGGGGAAACCCUUUCUUCAUAUCCCUCCCCUGGAAAGAUCUAGGAUUGCCGAGCGACGAGGCGACGGCCAUGUUGCAGAUGCCUCUGUCAUUCAUGUCGGCUUCCUGGGCACACGACACACUGCCCUUGUCUCGGCCGACAAUGGGGGAAUGGCUUUCUCUCACCUUGCCACACGUGGACUCGGUGCCGUGGGUAGGACGGUGAAAACGACGCGUAUCCUUGGACGGUAUCCUGCCGGGGACCCGUCGACAGAACGCGCAAGGAAACCAAGCUCUGUCCUGGCAUUCUCCCCACUCCCUCUCGGGAACGUCGAGCAACCGACCGAUGGUCUUGGCCUAACCGCGCUGCUCACCCCGUAUCUGCUCGUGAUCGUGUCGACGACACCCAUCGCAGAAACCCAGUUCAAAGCCGCCCGGCCAAAAGACCUGCCUCCGCAUAGUGCCCUGAGCGGCUGUCUUGCCUGGUUUCCGGCAGUCAGGCUCAAGCGAACCACACUCGGCACCAAAAAUGAUGUCUCCACGACGAAGUUAGCAUUUGUAUGGUCAAACAUUGUCACCGUCCUAGACGUGGAGGCAGUCGAGCACGGCGAUGCCGACAAGCCGGCAGAUGUGAGUUUCCGCCCGCGAAGUCGGUGGAAGUGCGAUGAAGCCAUCGUUUGCGUCCAAUGGCUCAGUCGUUCGGUCCUUGCGGCAUUGACGAUCAGCCAAAGACUUCUAAUCCUAGAAGACAAUGAGCUUCGAGUAACGGACUCCUCGGACAUGAUAUAUAAGCACAUCUUCCACCAGGACCUGUUUUCUCGUCAGCUGCGACCUGUGGUAGAAGACCUUGAUGGCUCCGAUACAUCGAUGCACGGCGUCGUUGCAGACGCAUUCUACAUGAGCUUCCGCGUAUACAAAGGCCGACUCUUCCUCCUUGGGGUCGACGACAUUUCCUUCGGAACCCUUUCCAACUGGGCCGACCGACUUCUAGCGCUGAUGGAACACGGCGAUUACAUCGGAGCUAUCGAACUUGCCACGUCGUAUUAUAACGGCGAUGCAGACCGAUUGACGGUUGGCCUGCCCGAGGAUGACGAUGCCCGUCAUGGGAUCGUCCGAGAUCGGCUGCUGGAACUCAUCUCUGCGUCGUUCAGGUACUCGUUCAAGCGCUUCGAAGACUCCGAACCUGACGAAGAUGCGGUGGAGAGGAUGAGGGAGCUCACGGCCACCAGUUUCACCGCCUGUUUAAGCAUCGGAGAAACGGCAUUUCUAUUCGAUGACGUUUUUGAUUUCUUCGAAGACACGGCGUUGGAAUGGUUGUUCUUCGAUGUCUUGGAACCGCACGUGCUCGAAAGGCGGAUCACGACCGUACCGCCGACGGUCCUACAGAAGCUCAUCACGCUCUACGCCUCCCACGAUCGCGCCGUCAAACUUGAGGAGAUCAUCUGCCAGCUUGAUACCGAGAACAUGGACAUCAACCUGACCACUGCGCUGUGCAAAAAGUUUCAGCUCUACGACGCUCUGGCAUAUGUUUGGAACCAGGCGCUCGGCGAUUUUGUGACGCCGCUUAUCGAGAUGCUAUCGACGAUCGACGAACGUCCUGACCCAAGUAUUCCUGACGAGGAUGGAGGCGCUGGUCCGGGAACCCGAAUGUUUCCGUACUUAGCGUUCGCGCUCACCGGGCGCGUCUAUCCCAGCGGUGCGGACAUGGACGAUUCCAUCGCAUGGGAGGCCAAAUCCGAGCUCUAUCGAUUUAUAUUUUCGUCCAAACUCGUCGAGUGGCCUCCUGGUUCUCAAACCCUCGUGCGAUUCCCUGUAUCCGAAAACGAUAUCGCGCCAUACCCCUAUCUCCGGCGGAUCCUUCAUUUCGAUGCGCCCAGUUUUAUGAGCGUCAUGAACGAAGCAUUUGAGGAUGCGUUUUUGAAUAACGCUGGCCAGGCAGCGGACGGCGCGGUCAUGAACGGCACGAAGCACAAGUCGUCGACAGCGCCGACAAGACAGACCAUCGUGAGCAUCCUGCUCGACGUCAUGUCGUCGGUCGAAUUCGGCGCCGACGAACUCAUCUAUUUGGACAUGUUCAUUGCCAGAAGCAUGUCGAAGUUCCCUCAGUUUUUGCUCCUGCCGGCCCCAACCCUGCACCAGGUCCUCGAGCGCUUGUGUCGAUUCCCCUCCGAGGAACUGGCAUCAGAUUGUCAACUCAGCGUGGAGUACCUUUUGUCGCAGUACCACCCCGCAGACACCGAGUGGUUGAUCCCGUUGCUGCGCGAUGCUGGCUUUUACCGUGUCUUGAAAUCUAUCUAUCGCGGCACCAAGCAGCACGCACAGCUUCUCGAGGCUUAUUUCGAAGAUCCUGACGAUAAGCAAUCCGUUUUCCUCUGCAUCAGGUCCCUGUUCGCGAAACGAACCGGGCUCGCCCCCAAGCAGACCCGGGAGGUGGAGAAUGUCAUCGUUCAACACGCUCAGGAUUUGAUGCACAUUGAUAAUGCUCAAACGGCAGAAACGUUGCAGCAGUGCACGCCGGCCACGAUCGACGGUUUUAUUUCCGCGCUUCAUGAUGGUUCCCACAACCGCUUCGUUUUCAUGCGGGCGCUUUUCGAAUCCGAAGCUGCAAUGGAGGACAAUGAGACGCUCCAGAUGGGACCGUGGACGAAGUAUCAGGAGCAGUAUAUCCAAUUGAUGUGCUCUUUCGAUCCGCAGCAUGUGGCGGACUAUAUCAGCAGCCUGCCCUCGGGCGAUUUGCAACUCAAGGUGUUGAUCCCUGCCAUGGAAGAGUCCGGGGCUAUUGACGCUGCCGUUCUCCUUCUUGCACGGGACGGUCUGGUCCUGGAUGCUAUGGCGCGUCUCAUCAAUCACCUGCGCACAUUGGAAGUUGCCCUCGCCAGCCUCAUGCGUGCCGCCGCCGAUAACCCAGACGGGCCAAAUGCCGAGGAAACCGCCGAUGAUCUCCUAUCUGCCAUCGACAAGUUUUAUAAACUCGGGAUUUGGCUUUGCCAGGGAGGGUCACGCACCACCAAGAAGCUGUCAAGCGAAAUACACGGGGUUGAACAAACGCCAAGGACCGGGCCCAACUCUCUCUCUCCCAUGGAGUCAAUGUGGGUGGACCUCAUCACUUCCUUGGUGGGAAUCCUCCGUGGCGUUUCUUCAGCGAGCUCCGUAUCACAAACAGAUCUGGACCAAUCCUCCCCCGAUCCGCUUCGUAUCAUCGGCUCUCUGCGGAGCAUGAUCCAAUAUACCUUCACGGCCCUCCUUUCCGCCACCGCCGUCAGCCGUCCGGCGGAGAAACGAAGGCCCAAACCACGCAUCCACCAGGACGAAUCGAAAUCGACGGACGGCGCUCUUCCCCCGCCCGCCCCGCUGACGGCUACCCCAAGCGAGUCCCCUCCCAUCUUCCUCCGAAUCUUCCGCGAGUUCCUCACGCGCCUCGCGAGCACCACCACCUCCGCGACCCUCAUCGACCUCCGCGACCUCCUCUCCGAAAUCUUCACCGCCUACGCCUUCGAAUCCGCCAUCAUGGCCCUCGCGUCCGACUUCCUCGCGAAGAACCUCUUCUCGCACGUGGCACGGGCGCACGACCUGCGUCAGCGCGGCUGGAGACCCAAGGGGCAGACCUGCGAGCAGUGCCGACGCCGCGUGUGGGGCCCGGGCGUCGGGGGGCAGGUGUGGGAGUCGUGGGAGCGGCGGACGAAACGGUUGGAGGAUUCUAGGCGGGAGAUGUGGAGGGAGCGUGCGGGGGGCGCUGAAGAAAGGGGGAAAGGGCGGGGGGAGGAGGACAUCGAUACGGGCGGCAAACAAGUAUCGCGCGAGUUGGGGCCGCUGAUAGUAUUUGCGUGCCGGCAUAUUUUCCACGGGGAUUGUUUAAAGGAGGCACGCGCUGCCGAAAGAGGGACUAGUGGUGAUGACGACGUCAUCAAGUGUCCAAUCUGUGCCUUGUAA
This is a messenger RNA of Eremomyces bilateralis CBS 781.70, 5128 nucleotides long. RefSeq lists its product as uncharacterized. Gene Ontology annotation, molecular function: protein binding. Bases 368 to 5128 code for a protein of 1586 amino acids. Lineage: Eukaryota; Fungi; Ascomycota; Dothideomycetes; Eremomycetales; Eremomycetaceae. Gene Ontology annotation, biological process: protein targeting to vacuole; endosomal vesicle fusion. Gene Ontology annotation, cellular component: HOPS complex; late endosome. The record is from RefSeq and is a predicted model, not a curated record. The transcript is spliced from 3 exons.